This is a messenger RNA of Leishmania major strain Friedlin, 2787 nucleotides long. RefSeq lists its product as hypothetical. The record is from RefSeq and is a predicted model, not a curated record. The transcript has a single exon. Lineage: Eukaryota; Euglenozoa; Kinetoplastea; Trypanosomatida; Trypanosomatidae. Bases 1 to 2787 code for a protein of 928 amino acids.
AUGCAGCCGAGCUCUCCCCUGGCUGGGCUCUCUCUGGGCCCCCAACAACUCGCGAAUCGACGUCAGAUCGUGCCUCUCCUAAGCAGCGAUGCCGUCGUGCCGCAGCCGUCGGCAGGCACGCCGGGGACAGUGCCGCGGAAAGCCGCCUACACCGCUAACCUUGAAGCGCAGGUGCGCGUCCUGGAGCAGGAGGUGCACCUCCUGCGCGCUGGACUGGAGCAGAACGAGAAACUGCGUCACGCCUCCGCAACUGCUGCGCCGCAGCUGCAACGCUCGUCAUCGUCGAAGCGAGUCCAUUUCGGCCCAUCAUCGGUCGUUGUGCUGUCCCAGCCAACGCGGUCGACGAGCGCGUCCUCCACGGUGGCCACGGAAGUAGACGGCCGUCCUCGCCUUGCGUUCGGGCAGCGUGUGAGCGCGACGCGCUCACGGAUCGCGACACACGGCCCUCCUCACGCGGAUACUCUGCAAUCGCGUCGCAUGGCAAGCCUCGGCAAACCCGCCCGUACGAGCACGCGGUCUGCAUCAGUGCCCUCGUCUUCUCCUGCACCAGCUACCUCCACCACCUCAGUAGACCUCUCGCCAGUCCCCGCCUCCCUGCGCGGGGGCAACGCCAGCGGCAUCCCUCUGCAAGGUGCCGCCACUGGUGGUACGCUCGUCACCCCCGUCACCGCGGACACGCAGCCCCCCGCCUCCUCGCUCGCCGGCCCCUCCUCUGCGUCUCCAGCGGCGGCGACGGUGUGGGCGUCGACUGACGCGAGCCUGCUCUGGCCACGCGCAGCAGCGGCCGCGACCGGCACUUUAGCGAGCGCGUCCGAUCUUUCCCGCUACCCAUUCCGGACCGCGACUACCUCCUCGCCGGCGGCAGCACCCACGCCAGUGAUUCCAGAACCACCUGUCACGAGUAGUACGCAGGUCGUCAGCACCGCUGCAUCACCCAUUGUAGUAGCGAUGAGCAGCGAGGGACAUCCCCUGACGUCCUUGCCGCAGCCGGCAAUGCCCGCUUCAGGCCCGGCAACUGAAGCGACGCCCUCCCCCGCUGCCGACAGCGCACUCGUCGCUGCCAACCCGCUUGUCCGUGCCACGGCGCCGCCUCCCUCUGUGAGUGCCACCGCUACACCCGCAGGGACUUCAGCAUCCUCAGCAGCGAGCUCCUCAGCAGCAGGGCUGGCCACAGUCGCACAGCUAGAAACAGAAAUACUGUCCCUGCGGGACGCGCUCGCGCAGCGAGAAGCCCUCUUGCACCGCGUGUUGCUGGAACUUCACGACCGAAACGGCAGCGGCGGCGCUCACCGUCAGAGCUCGCCGGCGAGAGGAGAGACGCCACCGCGUCACCGUCAAGGCACCGAUGCAGCCGUGGCGGCGCCGGGGGAGAGUGAGCGACAGCAGAGCCGGCGGGCCAUGCGGCUUUUGACCGAAGAGUUGUUUGCCGUGCAGACGCAGCUGAGCCACGCUCGAGCCUCGCAUCAGCUGGUCGUCGCUGAGCUUCAUACAUGUCGUCAGCAGGCUCAUCGAGCGCCGCCACCGCAGCAGCAGCGAGCAGCAGCAGCAGCACCAGAGAAGACUUCUCCUGCUGGGACGUCGCAACCGUCGUCAGGCCCUCUCCAAGCGCAACUCGACGUCGCUCUCAAGAAGCUGCAAGCGUGGGAGGACUGGUAUGCGACAAGCGCCACCGCAGCAGGAGACGAAGAUGCGGAUGCUACCGCAGGCAACAGCAACGCUAUCCCCAGCGCGAAGGAUGCAUUCUCUUCGUCUCGACAGCAGCCACCGUCGACGACGAACACGACAGAGCAGGCGGCUGGGGCAGCAGCGGCAACCAAAGGCCAUCACAGCAGGAAAGGCAGCCUCGAAAAAGAGAAGCGCGCGCAUAAGACGACAGCACCGGGCUGGUGUCCGCACUGCGGCUUCGCCCUGCCAGCAGCACCAUCAGUGUUGAACACGAGUGGCAGGGUCGGCAGUGGGGUUGUGCCGUGCGGCGUCGAGCUGCCUGGGCUCGCACCGGCAUCCGCCAUAUCCGACUUUCCAGCCCACUACGCAUCUCUGUCCUCCCCCUCUGCACUCUUACCGCAGAGGCCGCCUGCUGCGGCACCAUCAGCGCCGUGCGUGUCAGCAUACGCACUAGAUUCCGUCAUGUCCCACCACCUGACGAGCCAGUUCGGUGGCAGUGGCGUCGCGGCUAACGGCAGCGCUGGUGCGGUGCCAGAGGCGGCAAACAAGGUGUCAGGCGGGGCGGCAACCCCGCCGCCACCGCCGCCAGAGACAGCGUCGUCGCCGCCCUCUCCCGCGCAGGCUACUGACACCAAAGGCAAGUCGAGAAGUGCGCCUGUAUCAGCACAAGCGCACGCGGCCGCGGCGCAACAAAACAGUCGCACCGGUGCUUGUGGUGCGUCUUCGAUGUGGGCAGUGCCGAUAAGUGGGACCAGCAUCGCCGGCGUGGGUGGUGUCAGCGGAGGUGCUCGUGAGAGAACCAUGCAAACUGCGUUCAUGGGCGGCCGAGCGGCGAGCGACCCCUCUCUCUCCCCGUACUGCGACCGCCUCGACCAUGCGCAGCAGCAGGCCUACCGUGCUCAGCGGUAUGUCGCGCAGCUCGCCCGCGAAGCGGCGGUGCGGGAGCUCGCGGAGGUAGAGCGGCAGGUGGCAGAGCAGCGCCUCUCCUUCUGGAAGCAUCAUCAUUCAAGCGCACACGACCUGUCUGCCGCGUCACCAACUCCGCCUUCCCUCGCGCCAUGCUCCUCCACGCCAGAUGGGCCGCACAGUGCAGCAGUGGGCAAGCAAGAGGUUGUUGAGUGA